Molecule: messenger RNA, 6502 nt
Organism: Papaver somniferum (opium poppy)
Lineage: Eukaryota; Viridiplantae; Streptophyta; Magnoliopsida; Ranunculales; Papaveraceae
Exons: 2
Coding region: 459-6056 (1865 amino acids)
Source: RefSeq, a predicted model, not a curated record
CUAAGUGGAAGAAAGUGCAAAUAAUAUACUAAUUAAAUUUCUUUUUUUUUUAAUCAAGAAUAGAAGCUGCUAAUUUAUUCUCUUUAAGAUCAUGGCAAUGAUUCUGUCACUACUGUUGUUGCUUAUGUUCAAGCCUUAAAUCGUUUGACUAGAAUCCAUUAUCCAGCUCACUAGGUGAGUUGGUAAGAGAAGAAAAAAGAAGGAACCAUUACUGGUAUAUUUCCACUUUCCAACCAAAAAGCAAAAAGCAAAAGAAAAACCAAAGUAAAGGAAAAAGGAUCAGUUUUUAUGGGACUGGUUUUCUUUUUCUCCUUAACUUGGUUGAUUGAUUCAAGGAAGUCUGUCAAACUCCAUCACACUCUUUUCAGUUCUAGGUUCAAUCAUCAUAGGUAAGUUAGUCCUUCCAGUUGUGAAUUUUGAUCAUUUUUUUACAGUGAAUUUUGUUAAAAUUUUUAGAUAUGGGUGUUGAUUUAAUGGAGAUAGGAGUUCAUUUGAGAAAGUUUUUGAUCCUUUCAAUAAGAAUUUCAUAUAGAUCUACACACAAACAUCCAUUGAUUGUGGGUUUUGUUUUAUUCUCUUUAUUAUUGUAUAGAUUUCUUCCUUUUCUGUUUGUUUUCUUGGUUUCUUCUUCUCCUGUUCUUGUUUGUACUUUUGCUCUUCUUGGUACUUUGUUGAAUUAUGGGCAACAUCCACAUGUACCCCAAAUAGAUGAAGAACAAGAAGAAGAUGAUGAAAAUACUAGAAAACAAACACAACAUGAUCAUGAAGUUUCUUCUCUCAAAACUGGUGUUUUUCAAAGUGAUCUUGUUGUUCAGAAAGAUGAUGAAGUAGCAGCAGCAGAAGAAGAUGAUGAUGAUGAAGAAGAAGAAGAUGAUGAAGAAGAAGACGAAGAAAAGAAGGAUGCGGUCUUCUCAUUGAGUAGAGGUUUUGAUGAUGGGUUGAUCACUGAAAAGACUAGUUUGAUUGAAUCUACUCACAUCCAGUACCAAUUGGUGGAAGAGGAGAGGGAAUUUUUUAAUCAAGAAAAGAGGGAAUUUUAUGAUGUCCAAAAGAGGGAGUUCCACGAAUUGAAACCGCUUAUCGAAGUUGAUUAUUCAGUCAAAGAUGAUGAUGUUCAAGAAGUUGCAUCCACUUCUUAUGCCAGAAGCACAGAAAUCGAGCCUCUCAUUAAUUUGGAGGAAGAGAGUAGUCAUACUCAUGGGCUACUGCCACCAAAUUUGGGAGAAUCAUCUGGUUCUAAUCAAGAUUCUUUGUUACUGUGGAAGAAGAUUAAAGACCGUGACGAUGAUGAUGAUGAGGAUGAUGAUGAAUCUUACAAUUCAGAUUCUGAUGGUGCAGAGAGUUCGUCUCCUGAUGCGUCAAUUACAGAUAUUAUGCCAAUGCUAGAUGAACUCCAUCCUUUACUUGAUGCUGAAACACCUCGUCGUGAUGCUCAUGUAUCGUCUUUAGAUGAUGAGUUUACUGCUGCUUCUGAUAGAUCCCACGACUCGAAUGAUGAUCACGUUGAAUCAGGUGAGGAGGACGAGCACCAUGAAGAUGAAGAAGACGAUGAUGAUGAAGAAGGGCAGUCUGAGACCCCUGACGCUGAAGCUAAAGCUGUUUUAAAAUGGACUGAAGAUGAUGAAAAGAAUCUCAUGGAUCUUGGGAACUCUGAGCUGGAAAGAAAUCAGCGGUUGGAGAGUCUCAUCGCAAGACGAAGAGCUAGGAAGAACUUCAGAAUGAUUGAAUCAGAGAAGAAUAUGAUAGAUUUAGACUUCAGUGGACCGCCAUUUGAAAUUUCACCAAUUUCCACGGCGAGGCGCAACCCAUUUGAUCUUCACUAUGAUUCUUAUAUGGGACUUGGCUUACCUCCUAUGCCUGGUUCAGCUCCUUCUGUUAUGAUACCACGAAGAAAUCCCUUUGAUCUUCCUUAUGAUGACCCACUUGAAGAAAGACCUGAUUUAACUGGAGGCAACUUUGGCGAAGAGUUCAUGACUGCUCAUGAGAAGGAUAUGCACUACAGGAGGUGUGAGAGCUUCAACAUGGGAGCUUUUUUCUUUAACGAUCGCAGGCAAGACAAGCAACAUGUCAGUAAGUUCAGACCUUAUUUCGUAACUGAACAAAUGUCAUCAGAAGGGGUGGGAUAUUCAAGAUUUAGCAGACAGAUCAGUGAGGCAAGUGAGUCUAAGAUGAGUUUUGCUUCUGAGACCGAAUCACAUUCUACAAUUGCAAACCAGGAAGAUAUUAGUAGUCUUGUUGAAGAACAAAUAUCAUCUCACCAGGAAGACAUUAGUAAUCUUGUUGAAGAGAAAAUAUCAUCUCACGAACGCGAGCUCAGUCCUUCAGUUGAAGACACACCUGGUCCAAUGAAGCUAGAAAGUGAACUCUCGAAAGAAGUUCAUUUGGAUUCAGAGAGUGAUAAAGAAGGUAAAGAUGAGGUCGAUUUAAUUAAGAUUGAGGAUGAAAGUGAUGAAUCCAAAACUACCCAUGGAACACAAUCAAGAUUCUAUUCUGAAUUUCUCGCUUUAGAAGAACACCUCACAAGCUAUGUUCAUGUGAACCAAGAAGUGGGCGAAGAGCAGCAGCACACAAGGUCCAGCUCCCUCUCAUCAUCCGGUGUUCAUGAAAAGAUCGAGGAGAAUAGCGAGGAUGAAGAAAGUUCUCAUGGAACACAGUCAAGUUAUGUUCAUGUCGAUCAAGAUAUGGGUGAACAUCAACAACACACCAGGUCAAACUCCCACUCAUCUUCAGAUAUGCAUGAAAAGAUCUUCGACGUGAACGUAGACGAAGAGUUAUCAGCAUUGGAUCUAGCAAGAGGUGAAGUCCAUGAGCACUCCUCCAGCUUCAUGCAAUCGACAGUCAUUGAUUCUGAUCGGGUUGUAGGAGAAGAUGAUAGACAUACAGAGGCACCAGUUUAUGACUUGAGCCCAUCAGCGUCUAAAAGGGACAUGUCUGACAUGAUGAGUUUUGAAGAAACAGUGAGUUAUAAGGAUAACAUGGUUUUCGCUUCUACUUCUUCCGUGAGUUCUGACAUGCAUGUGGAGGUACCGGAACCCGUAGCAGUGGAAGAUAUCACUUUACUCGCAGAUAAGGAAGCUUCAGUGCAGAUUGGUAGCCCUAGAAAAUUGAUGACCCCGGGGUAUGAAAAAUCUUGGGAACCCUCAGCAGAGCUCUGCGUGAUCGACGAGAAUGAAGCUGAAAAAGAGGGCUUACCGUGUGAGGAGGCAAGUUUUCCUUCAUCGAGUUUCGAUCCAAAGAUAGCUGCUGAAGUUCUCCAAUCUGAUAAGGAUGAAAAGGUUGAUACCUUGGACUUACCAUAUUCAGACCAGAUGUCAUCUCGAGAUAUAGCUUUGUCUGAGUUAAAGGACCAACUGGUCCAGCCAUCAUCCAAUGUCCAUCAAGAAGAAUCUGAGGGAAUAUCUAUCCUUUCUGAUAUUUCGGCAAUGGAAGACGGUGUCAUUCAGGAAGUUGGUGGGCCACUGGUCGAUGAGCACCAAGAAGACGAUGUCUCAAACCUCCCUACCUUCCUUUCUGCUCCUACUUCUCCCCCGACUGAGUUUGUUCAGGAAGUUGGUGGGCCACUGGUCGGUGAGCACCAAGAAGAUGAUGUCUUAAACCUCCCUACCUUCCUUUCUGCUCCUACUUCUCCCCCGUCUGAGUUUAUCGGUUAUCAACAACAUCAAAUGGUUUUCGAAGAUGACUCACACGAUGGAACUCAAUAUGAAAGUAAAUUUGAUUUCAAUCAAGAAUCAAUCGGGUAUCAUGAAGCAAACGAAGAAUUUGAUGAUGAUGAGCCGGCCGGAAUUGAAGAGAUCGACGAAGAAUUUCUGACAGAACUUGAUGCAGUUGGUGACUUCAGUUUUGAAGAGAAGACAAUAGAUGCUAACCAACAUUAUGAACAUUUGGGAUCAAAUGAAUAUGAGACACAUACAGGCUUACAAGUUCUUGAAUCUAAGUCUAGAGGUGCUGAAGACAAAUUCGAGGUACUCAAUCUUGCGAGUGUUGAUGAUAUUGACUCUGGAUUUGAGCAGUUCCCUGCGAGGGUAGCUCUGAAAGCCGCUGUCUUCGAAUCAGCCCAUGAUGUAACGGAGGAAACUGAAGUUUUAUCUGCUGAACCAAUUAAACAACCCCAUAUUGAGCCGAUAUCGGAGGUAAGAGAAGUUGAGAAUACUGAGUUUGAACUCAACACCCAAGAGAAAAGCUUAACAGAUCUUAAUUUGGAGCUGCCAGUUCUUGAAGCAAGAUCUAUUGAAGAUAUUGAUUCUGCAUUCAGGCAUCUUCCUGAGAAAGAAGCCGAGAAAUCUUUUGUUCUUGAUUCGGAAUUCGAAGAAUCAGUCUUGGAGGAAGCUGAAGUCGAGUCUACUGAGUCUUGUAAGCAACAUGAUGAGACACAAACAGAGGGAAUACAGAGUGAGCAUGUUGAGUUUGAAUUGCCCACCCAAGAACGGGUUCUAACAAGCGCUGAUAUGGAUUUCACAGUUCUUGAAGCAAGAUCUCUUGAAGAUAUUGAUUCUGCCUUUAAGCAACUUCAAGAGGGAGAAGCCAAAAAGUCCGUUCUUCCCGAAGUCCUUGAUGAAUCUUCCCAGGAAGAAGCUAAACAUGAACCUGCUCAUUCUUUUAAGCAAGCCGACCAUGAGCCAAUCUUGAAGGAAACAGAAGAUGAGCAAACUGUCUUUGCAUUACCCGCAGAAGAACCAUGGCUGACAAAGAGCAAUUUGGAGUUCCCGAUUCUUGAAGCAAGGUCUUUUGAAGAUUUUGAUGCUGUUCUGGAGCAACUCCACGAGGGAGAGGACGCGGGGACAUCUAUUGUUGAUGAACCAGUAGUGAAGGAAUCUAAAGUAGCAUCUGCAGAGUCUUUUGACCAUGUGCUUGAGGAUCCAAUCUCGAAGGGAAUGGAAGAUGGGCAAGCUGUCUCUACACUACCUGUGGUAGAACCAGAGCUGAUAAAUUGUGAUUUGGAGUCCCCAAUUCUUGAAGCGAGGUCUUCUGAAGAUAUUGAUGCUGUUUUGGAGCAGCUUCAUGAAAGAGACGACGCGGAGACAUCUAUUGCUGAUGAACCAGUACUGAAGGAAUCUGUAGUAGCAUCUGCCGAAAUUUCCGACCAUGUGCUUGAUGAGCCACUGCUGACGGAAACAGAAGAUGGGCAAGGUGAAUUGACACUGCACACACAAGAGCAACAUCUUACAGAGACCGACUUGGAGCAUCUAGUUAUUGAGACAAGAUCUGUUGAAAACGUUGAUACUGUCUUGGAGCAGAUCCACGAAGCAGAUAACUUGGAGACAUUUAUUAUUGAUGAACCAGAACUGAAGGAGCCACUGCUGAUGGAAACGGAAGAUGGACUGGGUGAGUUGAAACUGCAGACACAAGAGCAACAUGUGGCAGAAAUCGAUUUGGAGCUUCCAGUUAUUGAAGCAAAGUCUGUUGAAGAUCUUAAUGCUGUCUUGAAGCAGCUUCACGAGGGAGAUAACUCGGAAGCAUCUGUUGUUGAUAAACCAGUAUUGAAGGAAUCUACAGCUUCUGACCACAUGCUUGAUGAGCCACUACUGAUAGAAACAAAAGAUGAGCUGGGUGAGUUGACACCGUACACACAAGAGCGACAUCUUGCAGAAACCGAUUUGGAGCUUCCAGUUAUUGAAGCAAGAUCCAUUGAAGAUGUUGAUGCUGUCUUGAAGCAACUCCACAAGGGAGAUAGCUCGGAGACAUUUAUAGUUGAUGAACCAGAAUUGACGGAAUCUGCAGUAGCAUCUACAGAAUCUUCUGACCAUGUGCUUGAUGAGUCGCCGCUGAUGGAAACAAAAGAUAGACAGGGUAAGUUGACUCUGCAUACACAAGAUCGAGAUCUGACAGAAACGGAUAUGGAGCUUCCAGUUAUUGAAGCGAGAUCUAUUGAAGACGUUGAUGCUGUCUUGAAGCAGCUCCGCGAGGGAGAUAAUUCGGAGGCAUUUAUUGUUGAUAAACCAGCGUCAGAGGAAUUUACAGUAGCAUCUGCUAGAUCAUCUGACCAUGUGCUUGAUGAGCCACUGUUGAUGGAAACAGAAGAUGAGCAGGGUGAGUUGACACAUCAAAAACAAGAGUGAAGAUUGUUACUUUGAUUGUCUGAUUACACAACGGGACUCCCUUAUUCCGGCUCCAGUGUAGUUUCAGACCUAUUAGUUUUUGUUUUGUUCAUGUCUGACGACUGCCUGCAUUUUGGCUUGUGGUUAGGCAUGGGUGAAUGGUUUUUGAGCGCCGCCUCGUAAUGGGGUUUUGAUGCUCUGUUUGGUUAUUGUGUUGUGUUUGUUUGGGUUGUAAUAUCACCUUCUUGGUGAUAGUUUAUUUCUAGUUUUGGUUGCUGUCAUGGUUUUCAUGGUGAUAGUUAUACCUUUGAUUGGUCUCUUCAAGGACAUAUUUUGUGAAGUUCCUUGAAAGAGUACAAAAAUCUGUAACUUUUUGCUCAUUUUUUCCCCUUCCAUUUAGGCUUUUGGGAAAAAUAUACCUCAAUAUAUUCCUAGUGUAUAAUAUUCAAGUCAUCCAUCUUUUAUGA